This is a messenger RNA of Penaeus monodon (black tiger shrimp), 904 nucleotides long. Its product is annotated as DISP complex protein LRCH3-like. The transcript is spliced from 2 exons. The record is from RefSeq and is a predicted model, not a curated record. Lineage: Eukaryota; Metazoa; Arthropoda; Malacostraca; Decapoda; Penaeidae. The coding region runs from base 3 to 260 and encodes 85 amino acids.
AAAUGGCCGGGGCGGGAGGUCCCCACAGUGCUAACUCUCCGUGUAAUUUGUCUAGAAGUUUAGAUAGAAUACUUGUAGAUGCUCAGGCAACAUGUGAAUUAAAACUAAGUGGUCGAAAGUUAAAGGAAUACCCGAAAGGUGCUUCGAAAUACAACCUAAGUGAUACGGUCUUAGCAGGUACGGAUGCGUGGAUAAGUGAGGUACUCAAGGAGACCGUAAGUUUUUGUUUAAAUUUCCCCAAGGGUCUUAGAAGUUCGUGAGUUUAUCAUCGAUUUUUAUGCAGUUUUUUUUUUUUGUUUCGGUUUGUUUUUAAUGGAAGGAGUAAUGGCGGGCGAGCGAAGGCGGAAGUUUAUUACGGUUAAUGUGUUUUGGUUUGCGUUUUUUUUUUUUUCUUUCUCUCUCUUUUUUCUCUUUUUUUAUGUUUGUGGAUUAGAAAGUAUGAGCCAUGUGGAUGGCAGGGAACAGAUAAAUAAUCCUUUCAGGUUUCGCAAAAUGAUUUGAGUGUGUGUGUGUUUGUGCGUAUGUUUGUACGUGUGUGUUUGUGUGUGUGUGCAUGUCGCGCGCACCCAUAAAAAAUAAUAAUAAUAAAAUUUUAAAAAUCGUGAAUUUGCAUGUAUGAAAUUGCACGUUAUACUGUACUCAUAUUAUGCAAAUGCCGUUAAAGAUAACAUUGACUCCAUGAAAUAGGGAGAAACGAAGCACGAUUUGCACGGCUAGGGAAGACCGCAACCGGACGAAGAAGGCGCCUGACUGCAAAGGCGGCUUCAUAUCCGACCCAAGUCCAGCCGGUGCCAUCUGCGCCUCUCCGGGCCUUUGAUCCGAGCGGCGCCGUCGAAAUCGCUCCCGUUGCGCCACGCUGCGUCGGGGCGUGACGGCCGAGGCUCUUAGCGGCGAGGCCUUUAUU